AUGGCCACAAACUACAGUGCAAAUCAAUAUGAAAAAGCUUUCUCACCCAGAAGUCUGCGGAACUGGUCUCCUGCCAAGCCAACUAAAGAGAGCAUCUCUUCUCAAGAAGGCUAUACUCAGAUUAUUGCCAAUGAUCGUGGUCAUCUGUUGCCUUCAGUACCACGCUCCAAGGCAAGUCCUUGGGGUUCAUUCAUGGGUACAUGGCAAAUGCCUCUGAAGAUACCUCCUGCACGGGUGACACUGACCUCCCGUACAGUGGCUGGUGCUGAUUCCCUCACUAAAUGGAUACAGAAAAAUCCUGAUUUGCUGACAGCCUCCAAUGGAUUACGUCCUGAAAUCUUAGGCAAGCCUCAUGAUCCACACAGUGGAUCUUCCACACAGAAGACGACUAACGCAAAGGCUGUACACCAAGCACCAAGUGCAACCAUAAUUCCAAAUACAGCAGCUACAGAUUCUAGUUCUCCUACUCAAGUGCAAAGUCCACACCCUUCUGCAGGUCAUACUCCAGCUUUCCAAAGCCCACCCAACCCUCCUAAUACCCCAUCUGGAAGUUUAAGCAUAACAGAACAAGGAGAAGGUCCUGAACCAGCAGAGGUCCUGAAAUGCAAACUUGGAACACUGGAAGGGAAGGAGGACUGCAAGAAGAAAACCUGUCUAAAGGCUGAGUAA
This is a messenger RNA of Elephantulus edwardii (Cape elephant shrew), 669 nucleotides long. It is a transcript of the gene CFAP126, whose product is annotated as chromosome unknown open reading frame, human C1orf192. The coding region runs from base 1 to 669 and encodes 222 amino acids. NCBI's taxonomy places the organism in Eukaryota, Metazoa, Chordata, Mammalia, Macroscelidea, Macroscelididae. Gene Ontology annotation, biological process: cilium organization. The transcript has 5 exons. The record is from RefSeq and is a predicted model, not a curated record. Gene Ontology annotation, cellular component: ciliary basal body.